UCAUCAGGUAACAGAACAGUUAUGGCUCAUUCAGACUCUGGCUGGGCUGCUGGUAAAUUCUGUGUGUGUCCCACUCCCGGUCUGUAGCUCCGCCCACCAAAAUCGGGGCGUGGCCAAUGCAAGGUCAGCGGGUGACUGGUCAGGGACAAGCUGUAUCCAGCACUCAGUACAUCAGCUGCUGUGCUGUGCCCAAUGGACUGUUCUGCUGCUGUAACGCUGAGGAGAUUCCUGAUCUGUGCAGGAACUCCUCAGCAGUGUCUGCUGUGUUCCUGUUGGCUGAGUGACACAUCAUACACUGACUGCCCGGGCAUGAGGCUGAAGAAUGAAAUUGCAGGCAGAAGUACAACCUGAACACACACGGAAAAUGGAAGUUUUAAAUCAUACACUUGAAGGUAUUGAGUUUUUUGUUGAAAAAAUCAAUUUGGAUCAAAAGAAAAAAAAAGGAAAAGCAGCAGUUUCAGAAGCAGAAUUUAUUGAUUGUCUUCAAAAGAUAAAGUACAGUUUUAAUUUAAUGGGAAAACUCAAGGAUGAGAUGUACCAGCCAAGCGCUGUGGAAUUAGUCCAUAUGAUGCUGAGCUUGCUUCCAAAGAUCCUGUCCAAAUGUCCAUGGAAGAACACCUCCAGUACUGUGGUGUCUCCAUUCCUUACACAAAAGGCCAUACUGCUAUUGAACUCAUGUGUGACAGAUAAAGAAAGACAGCUGUGGGAAAGUUUGGGGGAAGCGUGGUUAAGAACAAGAGAUGACUGGCCCAAUGGAAAGAUGGUACCACCAUAUACUCCCUUAUUCUCUAAUGGGUGGAUUCCUCAAGAGAUAGUCCCCAGUAGUGGCCAACCAGAGAUUGAAAGAAAUAGCCAGACACCAUCUUCUAACAGACAAUUGUCACCACUCCAAAUGAAAGUCCUUUAUGAUUUUGAAGCCAGAAACGACCGUGAACUGUCAGUGAGGAAAGGAGAGAAUGUAAAGGUAUUGGAUCAGAGCAGACAAUGGUGGAUGGUUGAAAGUGAUCAGGAACAGCAAGGCUUUAUACCAAAUAAUAUACUGGAGAUCUCAACUAAUGAUCAGGUUUCAGUGGAUUUCUCAUUACUACAGCCUAGUUCCAAACCAGAGGAAGUGACAGCAUGGCUACGGGAUAAGGGCUUCUCUAGGAUCACAGUGAGGUGUCUUGGUGUUCUAAGAGGAGAGCAACUAUUGUGCCUGACUCGUGAGGAAAUAAUGGCUGUGUGUCCUGAGGAAUGUGGCCAAGUGUUUAGCCAACUCAGUGAAGUUCGAGCAUCUUUGGAGGUGCCCUGUUUUUAAACUUUCUGUCUCCUGGACCACCUUUAGUAGAUGUUGAAGUACUAUCAUGACUGGCAGCAUUAGUACUGGGUUGCUGCUCCUGCUCUUCUAUCAACUGAUCCAUAUUGACUCACAGCACUAUUAGUAAUGGUGGCACUUACUGAACUUAAUUUUUUUUUUGUUUGAAUAAACAUUUUAUUGGAUUUU
This is a messenger RNA of Pseudophryne corroboree (corroboree frog), 1483 nucleotides long. Its product is annotated as epidermal growth factor receptor kinase substrate 8-like. Gene Ontology annotation, biological process: positive regulation of ruffle assembly; regulation of Rho protein signal transduction; Rho protein signal transduction. Gene Ontology annotation, molecular function: actin binding. Lineage: Eukaryota; Metazoa; Chordata; Amphibia; Anura; Myobatrachidae. The record is from RefSeq and is a predicted model, not a curated record. The coding region runs from base 323 to 1297 and encodes 324 amino acids. The transcript is spliced from 12 exons. Gene Ontology annotation, cellular component: plasma membrane; vesicle; ruffle membrane.